Molecule: messenger RNA, 1685 nt
Organism: Agelaius phoeniceus (red-winged blackbird)
Lineage: Eukaryota; Metazoa; Chordata; Aves; Passeriformes; Icteridae
Gene: NT5C3A
Product: 5'-nucleotidase, cytosolic IIIA
Cellular component (GO): cytoplasm
Molecular function (GO): magnesium ion binding; 5'-nucleotidase activity
Source: RefSeq, a predicted model, not a curated record
UCAGGGGGGACCCGUCGGGAUCCCGCUCCUUCGCCCACACCGAGGGGCGCAGCCGCGCUUCCCCGCAGCGGCUCCCGGCGCCCCGGGAACUACUAUCAUGGACAGGACCGCCGUGGCCAAGAUGGGAGCGGUGGCGAGCGCCAGCGUGUGCGCGCUGGUGGGCGGGGUGGUGCUGGCGCAGUACAUCUUCACCAUGAAGAAGAAGACGGCCUGCAUGCAAGCCCUGCAUCUCUGGACUCUGCUUGCCACCUAUGCUGUUGCAGUAGGACAAAAUCAAGGACAGAAGAAUCAGGAGUGCCCUAAGCUCAACGCACAGAUGCCGGAAUUUCAGAAGAAGACUGUCCAUAUUAAGGAUCCAGCAAGAGUAGAGGAGAUUAUUUGUGGCCUCAUCAAAGGUGGAGCUGCCAAACUUCAGAUUAUUACAGAUUUUGAUAUGACAUUAAGUAGAUUUUCCUACAAUGGAAAAAGAUGUCCAACUUGUCAUAACAUCAUUGAUAACUCUAAGAUCAUCACAGAUGAAUGUCGGAAAAAGUUACUUCAGCUGAAAGAAACUUACUAUGCCAUUGAAAUUGAUCCAGCUCUCACCAUUGAAGAGAAAUACCCAUAUAUGGUAGAAUGGUACCAUAAAUCUCACGCACUACUCAUUGAACAAGGCUUACAGAAGGACAAGUUUGCAGAAAUUGUAAGGGAAUCUGAUGUUAUGCUGAAAGAAGGGUAUGAGAACUUCUUUGAUAAGCUCAGUGAACAUAAUAUUCCUGUGUUCAUAUUUUCUGCUGGGAUUGGUGACAUUCUUGAGGAAGUAAUCCACCAGGCUGGGGUCUACCAUUCUAAUGUCAAAGUGGUUUCCAAUUUCAUGGAUUUUGAUGAAAAUGGAAUAUUAAAAGGAUUUAAAGGAGAAUUGAUUCAUGUUUACAACAAACAUGAUGGUGCCUUGAAGAACACAGAGUACUUCAAACAGCUAAAAGACAACAGCAAUAUCAUACUGCUGGGUGAUUCUCAAGGAGACUUGAGUAUGGCAGAUGGAGUAGCAAAUGUUGAGCACAUUCUUAAGAUUGGCUAUCUCAAUGAUAAAGUAGAUGAGCUUUUGGAAAAAUACAUGGACUCUUAUGAUAUUGUCUUGGUGAAAGAUGAAUCCCUGGAAGUUGCCAACUCCAUUCUACAGAAAAUCCUGUAAAUUGCAGUCUCAAGUCACUCCAUUUCUUCCAGGAGACAACUGGACAGAAGAGCACACAUGUGCUAUCUUAGAUGUGUUUAUUAUUCAUUUAUGGAACUGUUUGAUUUAAUUUAAAACUUUUAUCUUCAUUUUGGUAUUAUGGAAUAUAUAUUGUAUCAAUUAUCAACUACAAGCUCCUUUUACUGCUCUUACACUGUUCUUUAUUGUCUCACACUCCUGUUAUAACAAGAUCUAAAUUGGAUUUAUAGAUGUGAUAAACUGCUGCUGAUGGGAUACUGUGGUUCACUGUCCUUUUUAAUCAGGCAUUUCGGAGCAGCAUUUAGAAAACGUGGCUAUUUUGUAAAAUUGAAGGUGUAAAUGCUCUGUAAGGAGACUGUGCAUUUGUUGCCUUUUCAAAGACAUUUUGGUCUCAGCUGUACUUUGAAGGAUCUUACUCAUAUGCUACAUAAUUUCACACAAAAGUUUUUCAUACAUAUAUUUUUCAUCAGUAAAAAUGCUUUUAUUCACCCAA